GUCGUCUAAAUAUAGCAGAGAAAGAAAUUGAAGUAGAAACUUACUGACAAAGAAUCACACUACUACUACUACUACUUCUAACACACAAGAAAAAACCUGUGAAGAAGAAGAUGAUGAUGCAGUCCCGAUUGUUAGCGUUUGCUUCAGCGGCGCGUUCCCGUGUGCGACCAGUCGCUCAAAGGAGGUUAGCGUUUGGAUCAUCAACGUCUGGCCGAACUGCUGAUCCAGAGCUUCAUUCCGGAAACGAUGGAGCUGAUCCAGCUGUCUAUCCGAGAGACCCCGAAGGUAUGGAUGACGUAGCGAACCCUAAGACGGCCGCAGAAGAAAUCGUCGACGAGACUCCACGGUCAAGUUUAGAAGAGCAACCGCUUAACCCGCCAAAAUCUCCACGCGCCACCGCGCACAAGCUAGAGAGCACUCCGGUCGGUCGUCCUUCCGAACCCAAUUUCCAACAGAAACGGAGAAGAAGCACCACCACCGGAGAAGAGGAGGAGGAGCGAAGGCGGAGACAGAACGAAACAGAGAGCGACAAGGAGUACUACGCGCACCACAAAGCUUCUCCGCUGUCCGAGAUCGAGUUCGCCGACACUCGAAAACCGAUCACGCAAGCCACCGACGGAACGGCGUACGCGGCGGGAAAAGAUGUGAUAGGAUGGUUACCGGAACAGAUCGACACGGCGGAGGAGGCUUUGCAGAGAGCCACGAUGAUAUUCAAACGUAACGCGGAGCGCGGGGAUCCUGAAACGUUUCCUCACUCUAGAAUCUUGAGAGAAAUGAGAGGCGAAUGGUUCUAAAACUAACGAAUAAGACACAAUAAAAUGUUUUCAAGUGUCUGAAUAAAACAUUUGUCAAUGUUUUCUCAAGAAUCUUCUUACAACAAACAAAGAUGUUUUAGGCAAA
This is a messenger RNA of Raphanus sativus (radish), 900 nucleotides long. RefSeq lists its product as uncharacterized. NCBI's taxonomy places the organism in Eukaryota, Viridiplantae, Streptophyta, Magnoliopsida, Brassicales, Brassicaceae. The coding region runs from base 111 to 794 and encodes 227 amino acids. The record is from RefSeq and is a predicted model, not a curated record. The transcript is spliced from 2 exons.